AUGGCGGAUAGGGUGGAGACGCUUGCAAGAUUAGCACAGUGGAAAAUCGACAGUUUUGGACCUUCUUCCUACAAAAAAUCUGAUCCUUUCAAGCUCGGAAUCUGGAACUGGCACUUUACAAUAGUAAGGAAUAGGUUCUUCUCCAUACAUCUCUUUCCAGAACCUUCUCGUGUUUCUAAGGAACACCCACCCGUUGCUAGAUUCAUUCUCCGAGUUUCCGUUGCUGGUUCAUCCCGCAAGUUUAUUAUUUCUCCUGUUUAUGAAAGGCUGCUUAGGACACAGGAUGACUUUGUCUGGCCUGUUGACACUGCUUUCACGGGUCGCUUCAUCAUAGAUGUUGAGUUUCUUGACCUAAAAAUAUGCCAUAUGAGUGGCGGAGAACCUAGUUCUAUAUGGUCAUCUGAUGGGAAUUCGCCAUGCAACAAAGCUCAAAGAAGUACUCUCCACUGCCUCUCUCGCAUGCUCGACGAGGCUAUAAAUGCUGACCUAACCAUUAUAACUUCCAAUGGUACAUUGAGAGCUCACAAGGCAGUUUUGUCCGCGAGUUCUCCUGUGUUUCAAAGCAUGUUUCAUCACAACCUGAAGGAAAAAGAGUCAUCAACAAUUCAUAUAGAAGACAUCUCACUCGAAUCAUGCACCACUCUUCUAAGUUACUUGUAUGGAGCAAUCAAACACGAAGAUUUCCGGAAACACUGUCUUGCAUUACUCGGCGCAGCUAAUAAGUAUGACAUCAGUGAUCUGAAAGAUUUAUGCGAGGAAAGCCUUGUUGAAGAUAUUAACUCAGGCAAUGUUCUUGAGAUGUUAAACGAGGCCUGGCUUUAUCAAUUACACAAGUUAAAGAAAGGGUGUUUAACGUUUUUAUUUGAGUUUGGUAAAAUAUAUGAUGUUAAAGAUGAUGAAAUAAAUAACCUUUUCCAGCAUGCAGAUAGGGAGCUGGUAAUGGAAAUGUUUCAUGUGAUGCUCACAAUUUCCAACCCAGAAUAG
Lathyrus sativus (Indian pea) is the source of this 984-nucleotide messenger RNA. The record is from the annotation of a GenBank genome assembly. Lineage: Eukaryota; Viridiplantae; Streptophyta; Magnoliopsida; Fabales; Fabaceae.